Molecule: messenger RNA, 2070 nt
Organism: Stegastes partitus (bicolor damselfish)
Lineage: Eukaryota; Metazoa; Chordata; Actinopteri; Pomacentridae
Gene: elovl8b
Product: ELOVL fatty acid elongase 8b
Exons: 8
Coding region: 487-1287 (266 amino acids)
Biological process (GO): very long-chain fatty acid biosynthetic process; fatty acid elongation, saturated fatty acid; fatty acid elongation, polyunsaturated fatty acid
Cellular component (GO): endoplasmic reticulum membrane
Molecular function (GO): fatty acid elongase activity
Source: RefSeq, a predicted model, not a curated record
UAAAAUGAAUAUUUAUGUAAGUACUUCAUAAUAACUGGAUCCAGCUGCAUUCCAAUGUGAUCACAACGCGGAAGCAACAAAUAGCAGAAAUCCCUGCAGGUCACAGUUUGGCGGUGCGCAGCGCCCCCUGGCGGCUCCACCCAGCGGCCAGAUGAUCUGAAGCAGAACAAACAGGAAGUGAUCGAUGUUUCCUCAGCAGUUUCUCCACUUAAUUCAAACUUCGUCGGAUGAAGGACGCUCUCUACGCGGUACCAGGGUGUAUCCAGCCUCCUGAGUCCGUUGCUGUACUUUUGUUUCCUUCCAGUCCGCCUUCAUUCAUUUCUCUCAGGAUCUGAGUGUGUCUGCUGCUGCUGCUGCUGCUGCUGCUGCAGGGCGUGCUUACAAGUUCAACUUUGCCUGAGGUUAUUCAACAAGCGGCUCCAGACAGUGUUCAAAGGUUUUCCAACGCCGCUGCUGAACAUCUCAGCUGAACCACCAGUUUGCGAGAUGGCUUCUGCAUGGCAAAGUGUCCUGUCUGUGCACCAGAGGAUAGUGGACAAUGGAGACAAGAGGACGGACCCGUGGCUGCUGGUCUACUCCCCCGUCCCGGUGGCGCUCAUCUUCCUGGUUUACCUCUUUGUGGUCUGGGCCGGACCUCGUCUGAUGAAACACAGAGAACCCGUUGACCUCAAAGUAGUUCUCAUUGUUUACAACUUCGCCAUGGUUGGCCUGUCGGGGUACAUGUGCUACGAGUUCUUUGUCACAUCGUGGCUCUCCAGCUAUAACCUCCUCUGUCAGCCUGUAGACUACAGCACCAAUCCGCUGGCAAUGAGGAUGGCCAAAGUGUGCUGGUGGUUUUUCUUCUCCAAGGUCAUAGAGCUCAGCGACACGAUUUUCUUCAUCCUGAGGAAGAAGAACAAUCAGCUGACUUUCCUUCACGUGUACCAUCACGGCACCAUGAUCUUCAACUGGUGGUUGGGGAUCAAGUAUGUGGCCGGAGGACAGUCGUUCUUCAUCGGCCUGGUCAACACCUUCGUUCACGUGGUGAUGUACGCUUACUACGGCCUGGCUGCGAUCGGGCCUCACAUGCAGAAGUAUUUAUGGUGGAAACGUUACCUGACAUCUCUGCAGCUGGUGCAGUUUGUGCUGUUCCUCCUGUACACCGGCCAAAACCUGAUGGCGGAUUGCGACUUCCCCGACUCCAUGAACCUGUUAGUGUUCGGCUACUGCGUCACCCUCAUCAUCCUCUUCAGCAACUUCUACUAUCAGAGCUACGUCAGCCAGAGGAAGAAGCAGAAGCAGAAGUGAGGUGCGCUGAUGAGGCGUUACACAUAACCAAACACACUGAGGGUUUCUGAGAAGUGCUGACAUGAGAGUAUUGUGUCAGCUGGAAGGGUUUUAUACAGUGAAUUAGGUUUUUUUUUCCUUCGUCUGCAGUAUUCAUCUGUGUCCACUAGAGGGCACAACCUCCCCACAAUCUGAAGGGUUUCCUUUUUCUUUUUUUUUCCCAGGGUGCUACAGUUAAAGCGUUCUAAACCUCACGAAAUAAUGUUAACAAUUGUGUGAUCAUUCAGUUAUUUAUUUCUUAAAUUGAGAAAUGACAAACAUUCAAAUGAUUGCUGUAAACAAACUGUACAUUUUAUACAUAUAAUAAUAAAGUCGGUUGGUUUCUCUGCAUUAUUGCAGAAUUAAUGAGGCCAAACCCUCCUCCAGAGAUAAAUCCAAAAAGCAAAAAAAAAAAAAAACACUUAACAAAAUACAGAAAUGCAAACGUCUUUUUUUUUUUUCCACUGCUAAAACAGCACAGCAAAAAUGAUAUAUUAUUAUCUACACUUCAGUCUAAAACAGAUUGAAAGAUGUAGAUUAGAGAGAAAAAAAAACACAAAGAGGAGGGAGAGGACGAUUGAUUUGGAGUCUGUUCAGGAGUGUUAUGGUUUAUAUAGUAAAACUGAAGGUAUUGCAUGAAUAAGCAAAGUCUGAUUGAACUUUAAGUGUGCAACUUCUAGCACCGAUGUAUUAAAGUCCCUGUACGUGAUGAGUUCCUGGACAAUAAAGGUGAAACUAAUCAGAAAAGAUCAUCAGCUGUGUAAC